Messenger RNA from Paralichthys olivaceus (Japanese flounder), 1643 nucleotides. Lineage: Eukaryota; Metazoa; Chordata; Actinopteri; Pleuronectiformes; Paralichthyidae. The record is from RefSeq and is a predicted model, not a curated record.
CAUGUCGAGCACAGGGCUCAUGGCCGUCCCACGCAGACGCACACAGUGAGGAAACACUCCAAGUGAGUCAACAACAAGGUCUCCUUACCGGCCAUGGGAUUCUAAACCAGCGGCGUAUAGGCUACUGUGCACCAGAGAAGAAGAGCCUGUCCAGAGGAUCAUCUAGACUCAGUAUGAAGACUGUGGCCCUCGUUCUGCUGGUUCUGGUCUCCUCAAGCUACAGUUUACAGAGAGCCCCUCGUAUCAUCACCUUACUAGAGACAGUGGAUGUGCUGCUGGAUCACAAUGCCACCUUCAUUUGUGAAGUGGAGUCACGUCCUCCUGCUGACAUCACCUGGACCAAGAACAACCAACCAAUCAUGUAUGACCCUCGCUACAGAACCAGGGAGCAGGGACAGAUGCUGAUUGUCCCUCAUGUGAGAGAAUCAGAUAACGGAGAAUACUGCUGCCUCGCCAAUAACGGCAUCGGGGAGGCGGCCAAGAGCUGUGGAGCGCUGCAGCUCAAGAUGAAACCUCAGAUCAAACGACAUCCCACCAACCUGACGCUUCUGGUCGAAUCCAAAGCGGUGUUGCCCUGUGUGACCCUGGGAAAUCCCAAACCAGAUGUCACCUGGAUCAAAGAUGACGAGCUCAUCAAGAUCACUGACCGUGUGACCAUUCUGGACUACGGUGCGUUGAAGAUUCACAACAUACAGAAGGAGGAUGCGGGGCAGUAUCGCUGUGUGGCCAGGAACAGCUUUGGUUUAGCCUUUUCAAAGCCGGUCACUAUAGAGGUACAGGCUCCGGCACGAAUCCUGCGGGUUCCAAAAGAGAAGAGAGUAGCGUACGGCAGCCAGAUCAGCCUGGACUGUAACGCCACGGGGAAUCCGAUACCCACCAUCACCUGGCUGAAAAAUGGGAAUACUAUUUCAGGAGCAUCCGUUGAGGAGACGCUGGUGGGAGAGGUGAUUCUGUCCGUUCUGAAAGUGACAGUGAACAUGCCGGCUCUGUUCACCUGUCUGGCCUCCAACAGACACAACGCUGGAGCGUACACCGUCAAAGCAACCGCAAGAGUCACCAUCAAUGAGUGGAGACUCUAUAAAGGUGUUGCAGGCUACUGCAGCGCCUACCGAGGAGAUGUGUGUCGCACCAUCCUGCGAGACGAUUCGCUGGUUUUCUUUAACUCCUCCCUCUCGGACCCCGAGGACAUGCAGGAGUACCUGGUUCAGAGCUGGUCGGCGGAGCUGGAAGGCCUCAGUGCGCUCUGCGGCCCCGCGCUGCGCUCGCUGCUAUGCCACGCCUCCUUCCCCGACUGCAACCCAUCGGGGUUAGGACCGGCACCGAAACCUGUCUGCAGAGAGCACUGCCUGGCGGUGAAGGAGCUGUACUGCCAUAAGGAGUGGUUGGUGCUAGAGAGCAGCAUUUUGUUCCAGCCGAGCAUCUUCAGCUCCGUCAUCGGGCCCAACGCUCCCAGUUCACUGCUGCCCAAAUGUCAGGCUUUGCCCAGUCUUCGCUCAGACCCGGAGGCGUGCACACACGUCCCCUUUGUGGACAUCAAGAGAGAUCACAUCACAACAUUAUGUUACAAUGACAGAGGCCGUUUCUACCAAGGCAGCGUGAACGUGACGAGGUCUGGGAUCCCGUGUCAGCCAUGGAGCCAACAG